Messenger RNA from Cloeon dipterum, 961 nucleotides. RefSeq lists its product as uncharacterized. Bases 147 to 872 code for a protein of 241 amino acids. The record is from RefSeq and is a predicted model, not a curated record. The transcript has 6 exons. NCBI's taxonomy places the organism in Eukaryota, Metazoa, Arthropoda, Insecta, Ephemeroptera, Baetidae.
GCGCGGGCAAUUUGCGCGAGUGACACAAUGCAGCUUUGUGCGGAGCGCAUGCAUGCGUGCCCGGCGAAAGUGACGACACACUAUAAAGACGGCGCCUGCCAAGCUACAUCAUUCAUUCGGGGUUCUAUCUCAGCAUCUCCAGCAUCAUGGUGUUUCAGAAGCAAGCAGUGGUUUUGGCCGUAGGUUUGGUGGUGGUGCUCGGCGCGGCGGCCGCACACCCAGGCAAGAACGAGCCUGCUCACGGGCAAACCCUCCUUCCCAGUGCCAAGGAACUGCAGGCCAAGGAUAAAGACCAAGAUGCUUCAGGUGCCAGUCCCCGCUUUGGCUUCCUCUCCAACUCAAUUUACCCCCAGGGCACGUAUAGCACCGGCACCGGCCAGUACGGAGCCACCUCUCCCCUGAAACUCGACCUGGGUGGACUUCUGGUCGGCGGUGCCAUCGGUCUGGGCCUUAUCUUCCUGGUGCCCAAACUGUUGUUCCCCAACACCGGACGAGACUGCUACAACUACCAAGCCAGGAGCACUGACGCAGAACCUGACAGCGCGGCCGUGGCUUUCCUCAGCAAACUGAACGACGCUCUCGCCACCAACCACAUUGACGCUGCGAGCUGCGCGCAAAGGGCUCUCUGCUCUUUCGUGCAGAAGGCCAGCGUGAAGGUUAAGGAAGGUGCCGCCUCUGACUACGAAAAGGUCAUCAGCGACAUCACCAGCCAAGCCACGUCCGAGAACAUUUUCAACUCGUCCGAGUACCAGCGGGCAUUGGAAGUCGGACGUUCGAACGGAGACUGUGCAGCUGAAUUCAAGAGCUGCAAGUCCGACUCUGACAAUUUGAUGGGCGCAGUCAAGACUUUCCUCAUGUCUGUUAUUUUCUAACGGACCUUAGCCGCAGUAUUUAUAUAUGUAUAUUUAUUUGCCCAAAUGCUCCAAUUUUUUAUGAAAAAUAAACCAACUAUGAUAACAUA